AAAAUACAGACAAAAUUUGAGGGGUGAGAUAUCGCAAUUUUUUAUCAUGGACUUGCAAUAAUGAACCUGUGAUGAAUAUUCAACAAGGAUAGCUUUCCUAAGAUGUCAGGUGUUAUUCCUAUGGUGUCGGCAUCCCCUCCACCCUUUGAAGAAGACGGUGGUGAUGAUUGGGAUGCCGACUUUGGUAACUUUAUGGGAGCAGACCAAAAUGUAUCAGAACACAGUGAAACGGGAAACUGGGCAGCAUUCCCAGACUCUGUCCCAGCUACGAGAGAAAACUCCGCUAGUCCAUCUCAUUUGUCUCAGGAAAAGGAAAAUGUACAACCCACCGAAACAGACAUUAAGCUUAAUCUUAAUUGUAGUAAUGUAAUAAGUGGUAGUGACUCAGGGUUAGAAUUAGAUAGCAGCAAUGUUACUGUUUCUAAAGAAUAUAGACAAGGCAUGGAGCUCCAAAUUGACUCAGGGCUGUGUAGCACAGAAGUUUCACCUUGUGAUCCAGGAUCUGUUGUGUGUGAUGAAAAAGAUCCAAAAUCUAUGUCAACCACAACAGCUUGUGAUGUUUCUAAACAGUCUAGUCAAUCAUCAAAUGAAGACAGUAACGAGGAAUUAGAGGACAAUUCUGAAAUUAUGAAUAAAUCAGAAAACAUACAGACAUCUGUUUCAUCAAAUCAAAUGGAUCAUUGUUCCGAAUCUGUUGAGAAAGAUGAUUCUGUUAACAUGGGUGAUUCUGAUGAUAAUGGAUCAUCAGUGCAAGACAUUAGUGCAAAUCAGGAGUGUAUAGACAAUGUUGUGUUGGAUUCUUCUUCAGUUGAUCUCAGAACUGAAAGUAAAAGUAGUGAAGUUAUUCCAAAAGAUGAUGAUGAUGACUGGGGUGACUUUGGGGAAAUUAAUGAAAAUGUAAAUUCAGCAACAUCAGAAAAUUUAGGCACUGACCAAGUUAACGAGAAAUCCAUAGCAAAUCCUACCGAUAACACAGAGGAACACAGUGAAAAUCAGAAAGAUCUUCCACCCAAAUUAGAGAGUGAUAUAAAUUUAACAGACUUACCCAAAUAUAUUGAAGAUAAAUUUGAAGGAAAAGAGACUUUGGAAGAGGAAACUGAAACUGUUAAGGGUGAUAUAAAAAGUGAAUUAGGUGAGAAUUCCUCUGAGUCUUUAGACAAGGAUAAGGAAUUUGUUUGUGAAGGUGAAGAUACUGAUAAUGACUUUAAUGAAACAAAUUUUACGGCACCAGAUGCCGACUGGACCCCUGUGGUCCGAGAGGACAAUAAAGGAUUAGAUGAGGAAGAAAAUCCUUGUCAGUUAGACAAAAGUGAAAAAAAUACAACUGAUGAGGAAAAGGAAAAUACCGAGGAUAGAAAGAAGGACAUUGAUGAUGUGUGUAUUCAGUCUGAAACAAAUCCUGCUUCUGGACUAGAUGGAGAAGAUGAUGAAUUUGAUGAUUUUGCGGAUUUUGGCUCUGCACCAUCAAAUAAUUUAGAAUUUAAAAAAGAAGAAGUCACUGUGGACGAUAAUGGAGAAGAAAACAAUGAUGAUGAUUUUGAGGAAUUUGCAGAUUUUGAUGCUGCACCAUCAAAUGAUUUAGACUUUAAAAGAGAAAUAACUGUUCAUGAUGAACAGGAAAAUGAUGAUGAUUUUAAUGACUUUGCAGAUUUCGAUUCUGCGCCUUCAAAUGAUUUGGAGACAGAAAAAGAUACCAAAUCAAGUGAUCAGUUUGCGUCCUUCCCUAAAGAUUCUGCUGCCAGCGGUGAUGGAAACUGGGCCUCGUUUCAGGAAACCAGCGACAGCGGAGAGGCUAAAGAUUCUGAUUGGAAGGCGUCAAAGGAUGAAUGGAGUAACAAUGAUACCCAGGGUGGGGAUCAGUGGAAGCAGGGAGGGGAUGAGGAGUGGGGAGAAGGGGGUGGGGAUGAUUUCGGGGACUUUGGGGAUUUUGAUGAAGAACCAACUCAACCAAUACAGAAGGAAAAGGUGGACGAACUAUCAAGCAGAGCUGUGACAAGUUGUUUCCAUGGUGAUGUAAACGAUAGAGACCCAGGGAACAUUAUCACAUCAUUAGAUAACUACGUCCACGACAAAGAAUCCGAUCCAUCGCCUGAGAAGUCCUCGAGGGUGUGGGGCUCACUGACCAAACAAGCAACGGAGUCGCCGCUCAAGUGGUCCCAGUCACGGAGCAACAAACAGCUGUUCUCAAGCCUCAAGAUAGACACCCGCAAUAUCCUGAUAGGACACAAAAAGCCGUCAGUCCCAAUCUACGCCUCUAACUUAACUCUCCUGGAACCGACUAAAGGGCCGGCUAAACCCACAAAACCAGAACCAACCCUGGUGGACACCAACAAGGAGGAACCGCAAAAACAGGAUAUUCCACCUGUGCAGUUUGAUUGGUCCAGUAGUGGACUGGUUAAUCCUCUACAAGGUGACAGCAGCAAGUCCUUGGACCUGGACUUCCUGGUGGUCCAGGAGACGGAGUCUGGGGGGAGAUCUGGAGUGUUUGAUUCAGAGUUGAUGCAUGGACAGAAACCAAACCUUCAGCCAUUAGAGAACAUCCUGGCUAAUCUCAAGGUCAGCACAGUGAAGAAGAACAGACAGACAGACAAACUGGGGGCUGAGGCUACCAAAAUCAUUAAGACUUUACCAGACCUGUCCUUCAUGCAGGCUAAAGUAUUGAUGUUCCCAAUCAGACACCAAGCAGAGUAACUUAUUGGAUUUACUUUCAUUUUCAGCAACCUAUGGGAUUUACUUUCAUUUUCAGCAACCUAUGGGAUUAACUGUUAUUUACAGUAAUCUAUGGCAUUUACUGUAAUUUACACCAACCUUCGGGAUUUACUGUUAUUUAUAGCAACCCUUGGGAUUUACUGUAAUUUACCGCAGCCUAUGGGAUAUAGUGCCCUUUACAUCAAAUUAUGGGAUCAACUGUCUGUAAUUUACUCAAAAUAUGUUUCUCUGACAUCUAC
Saccostrea cuccullata (small rock oyster) is the source of this 2948-nucleotide messenger RNA. Its product is annotated as aftiphilin-like. NCBI's taxonomy places the organism in Eukaryota, Metazoa, Mollusca, Bivalvia, Ostreida, Ostreidae. Gene Ontology annotation, cellular component: trans-Golgi network membrane; AP-1 adaptor complex. Gene Ontology annotation, molecular function: clathrin binding. Gene Ontology annotation, biological process: intracellular transport. The transcript is spliced from 8 exons. Bases 103 to 2691 code for a protein of 862 amino acids. The record is from RefSeq and is a predicted model, not a curated record.